Molecule: messenger RNA, 2991 nt
Organism: Trichoderma harzianum CBS 226.95
Lineage: Eukaryota; Fungi; Ascomycota; Sordariomycetes; Hypocreales; Hypocreaceae
Exons: 7
Coding region: 1-2991 (996 amino acids)
Source: RefSeq, a predicted model, not a curated record
AUGGUGCUAUUCAAGAGAAAACCAGUGCAGUUUCUGCCUCCCGCAGAGAUUGAGGAUGACGAUGCCGAGGUCUGGCACAUCCCUCAAACGGGAGAAAUAUUUGCUUCUUAUGAGGACUACUUGAAUCGAAUGGAUUUUUACAAGCAGCGCCGCUUCAAUGACGAAAUCACGGGCCAUUCAGGUCUUACAUUUUUCGAGGCUUACACAAGCGAGCGUGCUGGUGGUCAAGAGGUCGAGGCCGCCUUCCCCGAAGCUCUCAAGGGCCCUAUCCUCCGAAAGGUUCAAUUCCAAACUAUUUCUCGCCUCGAUAACCUCGUCGAUAUGGUUUACGAUGAAUUCAAGGCCGAUUUUUAUCCCGGAGAGGAUGUCUUUGUCACCCUGGACGAGUUUAACAAUGAAAGACGGGCUUGUCUUGUACGAGAAAAGACAACUUUUGGUGCUAGAAUCUUGCCGGAUGGCUCAAGCUCUCUCCCCACAAGCCGCUAUCUGGUCGUCCUCGGCGGUGGCUCUGGAAAGGAACAAGUCGUCACCAACGAUAACCUGAGCCGUGAGCGCGGCGCCUUUACCAAAUCCAUGCUUCGGUCCUUUCUGAAAAGAACAGUCAUUCGAGAGGCGUGGAACGGCGCCCCAUGGCUCGUCAAGCACGACUACGCCAACCAAUAUCACAUCGAUACCAGGAUCCCCCCUCACCUUCGGCACGACACUAAGAUUCAGGAGCGCAAGCAGCUUCUGGCUCAGAAGCGUGAACGAAACUCAAUACACGACGCGAAUGGACACAGCCCAGCGGUGCAAACUGGCCCGGUGCGCCUGCCUGAGCUGAAACCCGCCCCCAAGAGUCACAAGGGAAAGCAGACUCCCAACAGUGCAGGGACCAAAGGCCUCAAAUGGCCCACGGAUAUGGCACCCGACGGUGUCAAUGGCGCUGGUUACCCGCGAUUCAACGACGAACGAGCCGCUGCACCGCGUGAGCCGACACCUCCACCGCCUCCUCCGCCGCCGAAAUACCCCAUCGAAGAUUUGCAGCUGGAGCCGAGGGAGGGCAAUGUGCGGCCACAGCUCAAAUUCAUGUGUAAGGAUCCUCCUGUCCAGAUGGAAGUGGACGAUGCCAUCUCUCGCCAAAUCGACAUGGACACUGUGGGACCUCUCCUAGAGACAUGGGACACGCUCAACGUUUACUGCGAAAUCUUCAAACUCGACUCCUUCACCUUCGACGACUUUGUCGAAGCCUUGUCAAUUGCUUCGAAUAACACUCAAGUUCAGCUUUUCGACGAAAUCCAUUGCUCCGUGCUAAAGAUUCUUGUCGACUCCGAAUCCGACGGCGGCAAGGUGCGCAUCACUCUGCCUGAGGUGGAAGAGGAUGACAGCGACGAGGAAGGCGACGAAAAAGAGGAUGGAGAAGAAAGCGGAGAAGAAAGCGUUGAGCUGGAGGAUAUUCCCGUCGCGAGGGCUACCCGCAGCAGUCUAGCAAAGCUUGAGGCGGAGAGGCUGGCUGCUGAAGCAGCAGCUGCCGAAGAGGAAACUCUUCGCGCAGAGCAGGAAACUAAAAAUCGAGCAGAGGAGCUUUUGAAAGAAUUCGACUGGAUCGAGCAUCUUCGCCAGCGAAAUUUCCAGAACGGAGGCUGGCAGAGAAUCAUAGUUGGUCUUCUGCAUCAGCUCUCCAAGAAUGAGCGCCUGCAACAAGCCUGUGAGGAGCUUCUGCAGCAGUUGGUACCUGCAGAGAUGAUACCGUCACCAGAAAACGUGCAGCAGCAGUAUGCCGAGAUGGACAUCAACUACCGCGUCAAGGCACUGCAGAUCAUUUGCAUGCUGACAAUGGAGACAAAGGCUGUCAGAGGUUACAUGGAAGACUGCAGCGAAACCAUGACCAAGUAUCGCAAGGACAAGAUCGAGUGGCAGCGACAACGGAAACAGGCAACCGAAGAGCUCCGGCAACUUAAUGAACAGCGUAAACUGUUGAUGCCGGAAAACGAACCUGCAGAGGAGACCAACGGCACUCCUGUUAAGGAGGAGAUAGACGUCAAGAUGGCAGACGCUGACGAAUCAAUCGUGAGCAGAGAUGAAGAGGCCGAAGACAGCCAAGAUGAGAAUUCUAAGAAAAAGCGUCGAAGCCGCGUCUUGACGGACAAGAAGAAGAAGCAUGAGGAAGAGGAAAAGGCCAAAAAGGCAAAAGAAAAAGCAUUGGAAAAGACGAAACCGCAACAGUCGAAGCAGUAUAUCAAGCUUCUCAAAGACAUACAAAAGAAAGAGGAAAUCAUCAAGAAAUGCGAAGAAGAAGUCGGCAUCAUCGACAACGAUCUACGGGAGGCUGAUUGCCCAAGAACUCGUGUCCUUGGGAAGGAUAGGUUUUGGAAUCGUUACUAUUGGUUUGAGCGGAACGGCAUGCCUUAUGCCGGAUUGCCUGACAGUUCUACGGCACAUGCGGCGUACGCCAACGGAUGCAUAUGGAUUCAGGGCCCCGACGACCUGGAGCGAGAAGGAUAUAUUGACCUGCCGACCGAGCUUCAAAACGAGUACAAGGCCAAGUUCAAUAUGACUGUCCCAGAACGGAAGACAAUGGAGGAAGGCGGCAGCAGUGUUUUCAACGCCAAGCAAUGGGGCUACAUCUCGGAACCAGAAGACCUCGACCAACUCAUCAAGUGGCUGGAUCCUCGCGGCUUCAAUGAGCUGAAACUACGAAAGGAGCUGGUUGCCUACAGAGACAGGAUAGCCAAGCACAUGGAGAAUCGCAAAAAGUAUCUUACUGGCGAUGCCGAGGAGGACGAAGGCGACAAGAAGGAGGAGCCGAAACGAGUGAGCUCAAGGAUCCGAGAGAAGACUCCUGACCCGCCCAACUACCGCUGCCUGCAAUGGGAGAACACAAUGGCUCUGGAAGAGCUGGGCCACUUGCAUGGCGAUCCACCGCCGCCUCCGCGAUCCAGAAAGCAAACAAAGAAGAGGGAAGCCAUGACCGAGGCUGCACCGAGACCCGCCACCAAAACGCGACGCAAGUGA